AUGAAGGUGUGCGUGUGGGCCUCAUUUCUGCUGUGUUUCCUGGCGAGUGUAUCAUCUACGCCAUGUCUGCCUGAGGAGUUUACUUGUGCAAGAGGCGGCUGUGUAUCUGAGGAACAUAUGUGUGAUUUCAGAGAGAACUGUGAAGAUGGCAGUGAUGAGACUAACUGCUCUGAGUUUGUGAGAUGUGACUUUGAUGAAGGCUUUUGUGGUUUUCAACUUCAAAAUGAACAUCAUAUUUGGAUAAGAGGAUCAGGUUUGAACCAUCCCAGUACUGAGACCGACCACAGAGAAAAUGUUAAUGGUCACUGCCUCUAUAUACAAUCAAAAACUGGAGGAAGAGUCACUGCUGAAAUAUACAGUCCUCUCUUCCAGCCUUCACAGACAUGCUGGCUAACUUUCUAUCGUCAUACUGGGAUGCUGGCUGGGGCUUUGCAGGUUCUGAUCCAGUUCAAAUCUUCGGGAGAGAUGCAGGAGGUUUGGUUUCAGUCCACCUCCAAUCCUGAUCCACACAUUCUUCCCUGGAUGCGAACAGUGGUGGUGUUAAACAGCGGAGAGGAGUUUAAGGUUGUGAUUAGAGGAUUGAUAUUCAACAGCAGUGACCCAUAUGAAGUUGUAGCGAUUGAUGAUGUGUCCUUCAGCAGAGGAUGUGUGGUAGCAGUAGUAGAGACUGACAUCAAGGCACCUCUUCCAACUCAGUGCCCCCCAUCUCAGUUUCACUGUGGGGCAAAUGAAUGUGUAGAAGGGGUGAAAGUGUGCGAUUUUUCAUUAGACUGCCCCAAUGGAGAGGACGAGGCCAAAUGUUCGGCACAGUGUGAUUUCGAGUCCGACUCAUGUGGCUGGUAUGAGCUUGUCCAGGGUGAUGGGUUUGAAUGGGUGAGAGGUUCAGCUAAUGGAGUCGCCAUAGAUUAUCCGGACCAAACACCACCCCAGGACCACUCUACUAAUACAAGUGCAGGCCACUUCAUGUUUAUUUUCAAGAGGAGCAGCAGGUUGUCCCAGCAGGCUUUGCUGCACAGUCCUACAUUCCAGCAAACAAGUUCAGUUUGUGUCAUGACCUUCUGGCACUAUAAUUCUGGUCAUUCUGUUGGUGCUGCUGAAAUGCACCUGGUGAUAGAGGGCUCAGACAGCAGCACUAUACUUUGGCAAACACUUUACAACCAAGGUAACCAGUGGCACCCUGUAAUUGUCCAAAUUGGCAGACAGACCAGGCCUUUCCACAUCUCAGUUGCAAAACUGAGCUUGGCUGUGUAUGAAGGAGUCUCCGCUCUAGAUGAUAUUAUGUUCCAUAACUGCUCAUUGCCCAAAGCUGUGGAGAUAUGCCCAGCUCCUAAUCACCUUCACUGUAGCCGGAGCAAAGCAUGUGUGGACUAUUACCAGAUCUGUGACCUGAUCGAUGACUGUGGAGAUGGAACAGAUGAGGAAAACUGCUCGCCGGAGCUAAUGUGUGACUUUGAGGAAGGCCUGUGUAGCUGGACUCAGGAACACGAGGAAGACAUGUUUGAUUGGACCCGUAUCCAAGGACCCACUCCCACUUUCAACACAGGCCCAUGGAAGGACCACACACGAGCCAAUGAGGAUGGCCACUUCCUCUAUAUCGAAUCUUCAGACCCACAGAAAUUCAAAGACACGGCCGUUCUUAUCAGUCGGCCUUUUCUCCAAACUCCUCGCCGAGGUCCUGAAUCCGAACCACCCUGUGUUUUUAGGUUCCACUAUCACAUGUUUGGCCAGCAUGUGUUUCGUUUGGCUGUGUACAUGCGCACCCGUAACAGUGGCCGGGGCAACUUGUUGUGGGUUCGCUAUAGUGACCAAGGCAACUUUUGGCACAGGAAGACACUGCUGAUCAACAGCGCCCACCACUUUCAGAUUUUAGUGGAGGGGACUGUUGGUGAUGACUUCAGAGGAGAUAUUGCCAUAGACGAUCUGUCUUUCAUUGGCUGUCAGCCAUAUGAUGGUGAAUUGCCCUCAAAGGAGCCUAGCACCUUUGCCCCCAUCCCCUCCUUGUCAGCUACACCCCCUCAUAGCUGCCCUCCUGACCAGUUUGUGUGCUCAACUACAAGAGAGUGUGUGAGCCUCAGUCAAGUGUGUAACUUCAAACCAGACUGCUCUGAUAGCUCUGAUGAAGAGCACUGUGUGAAGGAGUAUUGUGAUUUUGAAAAUGAUGCUCUGUGUGGAUGGUAUUUAAGUGUCCCGGCCACUCCUGUUCCUCCUCAUUCCUUUUGCUGGCAGACAGGACAAGGGGAGAGUAUUCAUCAUGGAGAACAGAACCACAGACCUGCUAACGACCACACACUUGGUUCUUCAGAGGGUUGGUAUAUAUUUGCGGACAGCUCCAAUGGAGGAUAUGGUCAUACCACUGAUCUCUUGACUGCUCCCAUUAAAAUAACAGGACCCCAGUGCACACUUGUGUUCUGGUAUCACAUGAGUGGCUUUACUGUUGGAACGCUGCAGGUCUUUAUCAAAUCAGUCUCUGUCACACAUGAAGUUUGGUCCCAAAGUGGUAACCAAGGCAACAGCUGGAGGCGGGGUGAGGUCUUCAUAGGAAUCCGUUAUAACAUUCAGGUGGGUCUUCGAGCCAAGCGAGGCAUCAGCUACAUGGGUGAUGUUGUUGUUGAUGACGUGGCAUUUGUGGAUUGUGCCCCUCCAAUAACGUCUGAUCUUCCUUGUCGUAACAACGAGUUCAUCUGUGCCAACGGUCACUGUAUCUCCGAGGACAACUUGUGUGACUUUAUUGAUCACUGUGGAGAUGGCUCGGAUGAGAAUCAUUACAUAUGCAAGGGAUUCAGUGGUCGCUGCAAUUUCGAAUUUGACCUUUGCUCCUGGAGACAGAGCCAAGAUGAUGAUUUUGAUUGGUUGAUCAAACCAGGAAAUAUGCACACACAUGGGACUGGACCAUCCACUGAUCACACCCUCCGCAACCCAUUGGGCCACUACCUAUAUCUAGAUGGGUCCUUCCCACAGACAACUGGACACACUGCCCGAAUUGUAGGACCUCUUUUCUGCCACUGCAGCAGAGAUUGCAAAAUGGUGUUUUAUGUCCAUAUGUCUGGUGACGGCAUUGGCACUCUGAAUGUGUACAUGUCUACAAGCUCCAACCGCUCACUCUUACUCAGCCUUACUGGAAAUCAAGGCAACUACUGGAGCAGACAGGAACUGCCUCUCUCGUCUACUGACAACUUCCGCAUUAUGUUUGAAGGCAAGGUGGGCCGUAAUACCAGAGUUCACAUCUGCCUGGAUGACAUCACCUUCUCAUCAGGCUGUAUUCUUUUCAACAAAUUUGAGAAAGACUCCACUCCCCGGUUACUUCCAGGAUCCUGUCCACCGGGUUCUCUACAGUGUAACAAUGGCAAUUGCUACAAACCAGAGCAGAAAUGUGACUUCACUGAUGACUGUGGAGAUGGAACGGAUGAAUUGGAUUGUGGGACGUCCUGCUCAUUUGAACAUGGGCACUGUGGUUGGAAAAGCAGCAUGGCAGAUACCUUUAGUUGGGCUCAUGGAGUCGGCUCCAUUCAUAUGAUCAGACCUCCUCAUGAUCACACACUUAAAAAUGAAAGCGGAGCUGUGCAUCCUGGAUCAUGCCCCGCUGUAACAGAUUUUGUGUGUAAUAAUGGAGACUGUAUUGAGUAUCAUUUGGAGUGUGAUGGUAAAGCUGAUUGUUCCGAUGAGUCUGAUGAGAUUGACUGCUUGCAUGUUCCAGGAGCUUGUAAUUUUGAUAUGCCCAGCGGCCUUUGGCAAGAGACCUGCCAUCUGUCUCAGGAUCCUUACGAUGACUUUGAUUGGGAUAUAGGCUAUGGCAGAAUGCUUAAUGGGACAGGACCAUCAGCUGACCACAGCCCCGAUGGAGGAGGUGGGUAUCUGUAUGUGAACUCCAGUGCUCAGAGAGAAGGAGAUAUCGCCAGAUUCAUAAGCCAGCUGGAGUUUCCUGCGAGUGUCGGUAUAUGUCAUCUGCGCUUUUGGUUCCACAUGUAUGGCUCACGUCACAUGGGUACACUGAAGGUGUAUACCAUGGGCCACAGUGGAACACCUCUGCUAAUGUGGGCAACCUGCGGAAACCAUGGAGACAACUGGCAUUAUGCUAAUGUGAUCUUAUCAAAUGCAUCACCCUUCAGAGUGAUCGUUCAGGCAGAAGUGGGAGCAGACCAGUGGACUGACAUUGCUGUGGAUGACAUCUCUUUCACUAGACAAUGUGUUGUUGGAGGUCCAGUGACCCCCAUCCCACAAACAUGCCACAGGGAGCACUUCCAGUGUUUGUAUCUGUUUGAGUGUAUACCACUGAGUUGGCACUGUGAUGGUGAGGUGGACUGUCUGGACAGCUCGGAUGAGGAGAUGUGUGUGAGUGUGGUUCCUGGCACUAUGCCUCCUCAAACAGGGUGUGAGACGGGAGAAUACCGCUGCAUGAACAACAGCUGUAUUCCAGCUCUGCUGCGCUGCGAUACGGUUUUAGACUGCCCAGAUGGAGAAGACGAAUAUGGAUGUCCUGUUAAGAUAUGUGAUGAUGGAGAACUAGUGUGUGAGGCGACAGCAGACUGUGUAGCAUAUCAGAGUCGAUGUGACGAUAUUGUUGACUGCCCUCCUUUUAACCCUGAUGAGUCCAGCUGCUAUGAGUGUCCUAUUGGGUACUGUCUCAAUGGAGGGAGGUGUUCAGUAAAGGAAAAUGGAGCAGUGUGCAUUUGUCCAUCACAGUGGACAGGUAAUCGUUGCCAUAUAAAAGAAAAACCUUUUCUCACAACCGCGUCCACAACAGCUGUGAUACCAGAUAGUAAACUAGCUGUCAGUGUUGGAUUAAGUGUGGCAUUGAUCCUGGUGGUCAUCGCAACUGGAGUCAUUCUGUUCUUGUUAUUUCAAAGGAGACUUUCACUAAAAGACUCCAGUCUUAUUGAUAAUGAAGAGUUGGAUUGCUCAACCUUUGACUUGCAGAAAAAGCUGCCCUCUCUUGACGUUAGACCCAGAUGGCCAGUACAUCCUCGACUAAACAUCAGCGUUUACCCAUGGAGAGAGGAUGCAAAGGUCUCCAGCUCAAAGGAAAGCAAGCUCUCUUUCUCCAAUCCAGUCUACAAGUGCUCAAACAGUUCUGAAGCUUGAAGAAAACACAGACACGCAAACACUGGCUGUCACGUCCCUAUAGAUUUAGAGCACUUUCCACUUCAUUUGAGCCUCCCCAACAGCAUGGCUGUACUGGCUUAAGGUUUAGAGGGCUUUUUUUGAACACAAACUGGUGGGAGGAAAAAGUGUGACCACAAACAAGAUCCAAUUAAGCAAAAUGAAGCAGUUAAACUAUCAGUCAUAAAAAGAAAGUUUCUUAAAAUAAUCUGUGACAUGUAACACAUUCCAUAUGUUAUGAAAUCUCUCCGAGGCACUGAAAUUAAACUUCCAUCUUUCUUG
Molecule: messenger RNA, 5379 nt
Organism: Sinocyclocheilus rhinocerous
Lineage: Eukaryota; Metazoa; Chordata; Actinopteri; Cypriniformes; Cyprinidae
Product: MAM and LDL-receptor class A domain-containing protein 1-like
Exons: 31
Coding region: 1-5079 (1692 amino acids)
Cellular component (GO): membrane
Molecular function (GO): protein binding
Source: RefSeq, a predicted model, not a curated record